CCGUGGAGAAAAUACAAUCAUGGUCAUAUUUUGCAGUACAAUGAUCUAAAAUAGUCGCCCUCUCGUUUUCUGCACACAUCCCCGUAGAUGCCAGCUGUCACUCGCUAUUAUUCGACUUUCCUAAUUCACUGGAUGCGUAAAUAAGAAGAAGAAAAAAAACAUUUAAUUUCUCUGCUACAACUGAGGCUGGGGCCCGGAGGAGAGAGGAGAGGAGAGGAGAGAGGAGCGCAGCGGCACUUAACUGGUUUUGUUAUGAGGGCCCGAUGCGCGCUCUGGCUGGCGUCGCGGAGCCCCAAUCAGGUGCCAUUACACCCGGUGUUUGAGAAUACCAUUGGCUGGUGGGGAAAGGAGCUGUGCGCAAAACCAACCCCGCUGCUCACACUCGCCUUACAGAAGCCGAGCUGAGAACAUCAUCCGCUUUGAGCGCUUAGGCGCAGUGAUUACAUCCUCGCAGAGAGAGAUAGAGAGAAAGUCCUGUUAUUCGCCAGUCUUUAUUCACAAGUUGCAUUUGUCGGAGGUUUCCGCGGCGCGUUAAUAGGAGGCUUUGUCCUUUUUUUUUUUUUUUUUUUCCUUUUUACCCUGUUCUCUUUUUUCCCGCUCGUGUGGAAUUUCCCGUGCUUUUGUGUGACUUUAUGUGAAGAAGGGGCAGUCUGUUCUGUGCACAGGGAGUGUUGGCUAUGCGUCCUGGCUCCAGCCCGCAAUGUUUGCGCUGACGCCAAAACUCACAGACCGGUGCAGAAUUGAUUAAAACAGAGGAGCUCGGAUCAAAUGGCUGUGCUUCUCACAGCUGAAACGACACAAUGUCCCAGUGACCCGAGGCACAGGAGAGGAAUUUCGCAGUCGGACAGCCUUGUUGCUGUUUAUUUCACUGCCUUUUUACGGACAGAGCUGAUGGGAAAUGCUCGUUUCUUGUAAGAAAAAGGAAUAACACUUUUUUUUUUCUUCCCCCCGUCUUGAAGUGCACUUUGUGAGAGGGAGAGGAGAUGAUCCGGUUAAUAUUCCUGCUCUCCAUCCUGGAUGGAGCUGUCUCCCAGCUGCACUACUCCGUGCCAGAGGAGCAGGAGCCGGGCUCCGUGGUUGGGAAUAUCGCAGAGGAUUUGGGGCUGGACAUUACCAAACUUUCCGCUCGCCGCUUCCAGACGGUGCCUAGUUCACGAACACCUUACCUGGAGGUGAACUUGGAGAACGGUGCGCUCCUGGUGAAGGAGAAAAUCGACCGGGAAGAAAUCUGUAAGCAGACCAUCCCGUGCCUACUGCACCUGGAGGUGUUUCUGGAGAACCCGCUGGAGCUCUUUCGCGUGGAGAUCGAGGUGAUGGAUAUCAACGACAAUCCGCCCAGCUUUCCCGAGACCGACAUUUCCGUGGAGAUAUCGGAGAGCGCCAUCCCCGGGACCCGUUUCCCGGUGGAGAACGCCUUCGACCCGGACGUGGGCACAAACGCGCUCAGCACAUAUGCCAUAACGAAUAAUAACUAUUUUUACCUUGACGUGCAGACGCAGAGCGACGGGAACAAGUUCGCGGAGCUGGUGCUGGAGAAGUCGCUGGACAGGGAGCAGCAGGCGGUGCACCGCUACGUGCUGACGGCGGUGGACGGGGGCAUCCCGCAGCGGACCGGGACGGCGCUGCUGGUCGUUAAAGUUCUGGACUCGAAUGACAACGCGCCCACCUUUGACCAGACUGUGUACUCGGUUAACCUGCGGGAAAACUCGCCCGUGGGCACUCUGGUUAUCCAGCUCAACGCCACGGAUGUUGACGAGGGACAGAACGGGGAGAUAGUUUAUUCCUUCAGCAGCCACAACGCCCCGCGGAUAAAGGACUUAUUCAACAUCGAUGCCAGAACAGGUAGGAUAGAGGUGGCGGGUGAGGUGGACUACGAAGAGAGCAGUACGCACCAGAUUUACGUCCAGGCGAAAGAUCUGGGGGCUAACGCGGUCCCCGCGCACUGCAAAGUGCUGGUCAAACUCGUGGACGUGAACGACAACACACCGGAGAUAGGUUUCAGCACCGUGACUGAAUCCGUAAGCGAGCAGGACGCCCCGGGCACCGUGAUCGCACUUUUCAGCGUCUCGGACCGGGACUCCGGCGAGAACGGACACAUGAGCUGCGAGAUCUUAGGAGACGUCCCUUUCAAGCUGAAAUCCUCUUUUAAAAACUACUACACCAUCGUGACGGACGGGCCGCUGGACAGAGAGAACACAGACGCCUACACCAUCACCGUGGUGGCCAAAGAUAAGGGUCAGCCGUCGCUCGCCACCAGCAAGUCCAUUAAAGUUCACGUCUCCGACGAGAACGACAAUGCGCCCCGUUUUACGCAGGCGGUUUAUGAUGUGUAUGUGACCGAGAAUAAUGUGCCCGGUGCUUUCAUCCACGCUGUGAGCGCUUUGGACCCUGAUAUAGGACAGAACGCUCUUAUUACCUACUCCAUAUUGGAGUGUGACAUACAGGGCAUGUCCGUGGACACCUAUGUGUCCAUAAACCAGGACACCGGCUACCUUUACGCGCUGCGCUCUUUUGAUUACGAGCAGCUGAAGGAGUUUAGUUUCAUGGUCCAGGCUAAAGACUCUGGUGCCGCUGAGCUCUUCUCCAAUGCUACUGUAAAUGUGAUCAUAGUAGACCAAAACGACAACGCUCCUACUGUAAUAGCCCCCAUCGGUAAGAACGGCACAGCCAAAGAGCACUUGCCGCGCUCCGCGGAGCCCGGCUACCUGGUGACGCGCAUCGUGGCCAUGGAUGCGGAUGAUGGCGAGAACGCACGGCUGUCCUACAGCAUCCUGCGGGGCAACGAGAUGGGGAUGUUCCGCAUGGACUGGAGGACAGGGGAGCUGAGGACAGCCCGCAGGAUCUCUCCAAAGCGGGACCCGCAGGGCUACUACGACCUGCUGAUCGAAGUGAGGGACCACGGGCAGCCCCCUCUGUCCUCCUCGGCCAGUGUGAGCGUGAUGUUAGUGGACAGCGUGGUCGAAGGCCGCAGCGGGGAUCGCGGCUCGGCCUCCAAGGCGAAGGAGACCUCCCUCGACCUCACCCUCAUUCUCAUCAUCGCCUUGGGCUCCGUGUCCUUCAUCUUCCUGUUGGCCAUGAUCGUGCUGGCCGUGCGCUGCCAAAAGGACAAGAAGCUCAACCUGUACACGUGCCUGCUGGCCGGUGACUGCUGUCUGUGCUGCGGCUCGUGCUGCAGCAGGCAGGCCCGCGGCCGGAAACAGAAGAAGCUGAGCAAAUCCGACAUCAUGUUAGUUCAGAGCACCAACGUGACGUCAGGGGUCGGACCCGUGGGGCAGGUGCCCGUAGAGGAGUCCGGGGUGGGCGGCGUGGGAGGGGGCUUCGGCUCCCACCACCACCAGAACCAGAACUCCUACUGCUACCAGGUGUGUCUGACACCGGAGUCCGCCAAAACGGACCUGAUGUUCCUGAAACCGUGCAGCCCGACCCGCAGCACUGACACUGACCACACCAACCCCUGCGGCGCCAUAGUCACGGGUUACAGUGACCAACAACCGGACAUCAUAUCCAACGGCAGUAUUCUCUCUAAUGAGACGAAACACCAACGAGCAGAACUCAGCUAUCUGGUGGACAGACCGAGACGCGUCAACAGCUCGGCGUUCCAAGAGGCAGACAUCGUCAGCUCCAAAGACAGUGGUCACGGCGACAGCGAGCAGGGCGACAGUGACCACGAUGCCACCAACCGGGGUCACUCGGCCGGCGCUGACCUGUUCUCCAACUGCACGGAGGAGUGCAAAGCCCUGGGCCACUCCGACCGCUGCUGGAUGCCGUCCUUCGUGCCGUCCGACGGGCGCCAGGGGCCGGACUACCGCAGCAACCUGCACGUCCCCGGCAUGGACGCCACGCUGCCCGACACUGAGGUACCCUCCUCCGUCAACCUCUCCGAGCAACUCACCAUGACCUCGUCCACCGCCUCGUCCAGCGAUAGGUCAUUCUCCACCUUUGGCAAGGACGGUCAAAGGUCACAGUCACACCACAGCCUUCACCAUCACCUCCAUCAGCAACAGCAGCAGUACAGCUCCAGCACGCUAGAGAGGAAAGAGUAUGAUAGGGGGACCCUACCGUACAAACCCACCUUUCUCUCCCGCAAAAGGAUUUGCUAGCUCGUUCCACGUGGACCUGUCGGAGACAGCGUGAAUUUCUGUACUAGACCACCAACACUGAUGCUAGAGACAGCGAAAAAACAAAACUAAACAAACGGCAACCUGGACAACUACAACCUUGGCUAAGCUUCAUUAUCUCGGGUGGCGAACUGUAACAAAGCCUUGGCGGUGGUCGCCGGGGGAGGAGAGGAGAGAUAAAUACUGAGUAGCUGUAAACCUCUAGAUAUGUGAGGAGCAAUCCAAGGCCUUAUUCCUCUCAGCAGGACUGAGACCGGGGCCCGCAACGCUCGACAUGUGGUGAAAAUUAUAAAGUCAUCAGCAGCAGACGAGAGGAGAGGAACCGAGACGGACAGAGGAAUACAAAACAAGAAGAAGGAGAAGGAGAAGACGAGGGACCGAUCAACUCACAGAGGUGUUUUUUUUUCCUUGAUUUUGGUUUUUUUUUGGUUAUUUCUUUGGACCGAGGAGUUAGCCUCUAGAGAUCUGUGUGUGCCUGUUUACAUGAAGAAAAAAACAAAAAACAAAAAACUAAUGUUUCUGUACAAACUUCAACCAAUGUCACACGGAACCCUUUAGCUAUUUCUAUGGUCACCACUAAGCCAACUGUACAGAGACUGUUUGGGGGAAAAACAAGGAGGCUGAGCGAGAGACAAGACAAUUAGACAGACAGCGAGCGAGAAAGAGAGCGAGCAGGUGUUGUACAGGUCUUAACAAGACGCAGAAAAAAAAGGAUAAGGGGGACAAGCAGAGAUGAUGUGCAGUACUAUAAAUUCUGUAUCUCCGGUUUUUUGACUUGACUGUCUUUAUAUAACUUCUCUUUUUUGUUUCUGUUGUUCUUUCUGUGUGGUUAAAGUGUGCAGACUCUAACGUAAUCCAACAUACCGUUACGGACAGGAACAUGCGGUCCGGAGAACGGGUUCAGUCCUCUUUCGAGGUUAGCCACUUCAGGAAGGAGUUUUUUUUUUGUUUUGUUUUGUUUUUUAACAGACCCAUGCACUGGAAAAAGGAGACUAAAACAAUCCACAUGUCCAGUCUAUACCACGAUAAAAAUAUCACAAAUGAAUGUUCUCAUUUCGAAACUAGUGACUAACAUGUUCUCGAGCUCCUUCCUGAGCUGACUACGGAGAAAGUGAAAUGGCCCUUUUACCAGGAUGUGGUUCCCUCGAUGCCAUUGGCCUAUACAUAAACAAUCAGACACACUCAGUGGUUUUUAUCAUGUGUGCAAAGUGUUUACUGUGCUAUUUUAAAGCUUAUAAAUGAAUAUAAAUCUAUAUAUAUAACUAUAUAUAUAUAUACAAUAUACUUUUUUCUGAAAACUGUGUAACCAUUGGUUAGUUUCUACACCUCAUAAUGUCAUUCAAUCUAAUAAUACCAAGUGCUACAAAAUCAAGACUUGUAUCGAUCAAAGCGAGGAGGAGCGCCUCGUUGUGGAAAAAGCGAACCCCUCUCACACCAACCAAGGAUUAAGUUGAUGUUCUUAUUUGAUUGUUACUUUUCACAGUUUACAGACGCUGGGCCUUGUUGUGUGUAGCGAAGACACCAGUUGAGUUGUUUUGGCCUGUUGUGUAUUUUUACUAGCAGAAUAUGUGUUCAUGUACAGGAAGGGGGACUAUCACAAUUAGGCUAGAUAUCAAAGGUUUUACAAUCAUACGGGAGAGACACACACAGACAAUACAUGGUUAGGUGCACACACACACACACACACACACACACACACACACACGAGCACACGUACACACAGGUCAAGUGGUGAUAAAUAAACA
Messenger RNA from Acanthopagrus latus (yellowfin seabream), 5863 nucleotides. RefSeq names its product protocadherin 10a (gene pcdh10a). The record is from RefSeq and is a predicted model, not a curated record. The coding region runs from base 984 to 4100 and encodes 1038 amino acids. Gene Ontology annotation, cellular component: plasma membrane. Gene Ontology annotation, biological process: homophilic cell-cell adhesion. Gene Ontology annotation, molecular function: calcium ion binding. NCBI's taxonomy places the organism in Eukaryota, Metazoa, Chordata, Actinopteri, Spariformes, Sparidae. The transcript is spliced from 5 exons.